AUGUGGAAGCUGGAUCUCCUCACUCGCUUGCCGGACGGCAAGGUCGGGCCCGAAUUGUCCGCCCUGUGCCCGGCAGGAGCCCGAGUCCUCAUCGGCCGGCGGCUCUCCUGGACGCAUCCGCCGUCAGGAGCGGCCAGCGAUGAGCCGCCAUCAGGAGCGUGGCGCCUGGACGACGACGCGCUGGCGACCGAGCAGAUCGUGCUGCGCCUGCCGAGUGCUCGUGCGAGCGGCGGCGUGGUGCCGGUUGCGGCGCUCCUGCCCGGACGAAAGCAUUCCUACCUGCAAGUGAUCGGUCGUGACAUCGUCUCUCCGAUGCAGCCCGGCGAGCUGUACCCGCUCGGCGAUGGCGACAUCGUGUGGCUCGUCGGCGACCCGUCGGGCCACCAUCGCCACCCGAUUCGGAUGCGGCGCGCCCCGCCGGACGAUUCACCUCGUUGCUAUCCCGCCGCAGCCACGCUGCCGGCCGAGCCGUCAGCGUCGGCGGCGGUCUGGCUCGGGGGCAAGUAUUGCUCGUACGAUGAGGGCGUCAACGCGAAGCUUGAGGAGGCGCUGGUCGCGCGUGGCAAGUCGUCGGUGCGGGUGCGCGUCGGCGGGAGGGCAUAUCUUGUCCGCCGCGCUGAGGCAGGAGGCGACGCGGAGUUUGAGCAGGUCCCGGUGGGCCAGCCGAGCAGGGCGCGCAGCGUGCGGCGCAACGAGGGUUUGCUCGAGGCGCGCGGCUCGCUCCACGAGUUCGAGUUUUCGGGCGCGCCAGACCUGACGCCGUCGCGCGAGGACCCGUUCCUGCAGCAGGUCGUGAACGGGGCCAGCCACGCCGCCGCCUGCUUCGGGCCAGGGCGGCCCCUCCACCUGGUUGGCCACUCCGCCGAGGCUUUCACAAUCGACGGAGCGGACGGCAGCUUCAAGUUCGCCAAGGGGUCGGAGGCGGCCGGCGUCGGCGCCGAGUUCAACGGCCGGCUGGGCACGGUCAAGCGGAGGGGCGGCAAGGGGGGCGGCCGUUGGGCGGUGGUGGUGGACGGGUGGGCUGAGAAGCCGGUGCUGCUGCUCGACGCCAAUCUCACGCCGCUGCCCGCUGGAGCGGAGGCGCGAGUGGCGGAGCUGCGCCGGCGCGGCGAGAGGGUGCACCGCAGCCUCUUUGCGGGCAUGGAGAACGUGGAGGGUGAGCUCCUAUUCCUCCAGCGCCAGACCGCAGACGAGGUGCUCUCCGCUCUCGAUUACAGUCUUCCUACCACCAUGCCUUUCGCAUAG
Molecule: messenger RNA, 1245 nt
Organism: Emiliania huxleyi CCMP1516
Lineage: Eukaryota; Haptophyta; Isochrysidales; Noelaerhabdaceae
Exons: 6
Coding region: 1-1245 (414 amino acids)
Source: RefSeq, a predicted model, not a curated record